Symbiodinium sp. CCMP2592 is the source of this 402-nucleotide messenger RNA. NCBI's taxonomy places the organism in Eukaryota, Dinophyceae, Suessiales, Symbiodiniaceae. The record is from the annotation of a GenBank genome assembly.
GCGUGGGAGAAUGCGGCCAAAGAAGCGGAGGCGUACAGAAUUGGAAAUGUUGAAAGCAAAGCCGCCCUGCAGCUGUUGACCGCCGUGGAUGGCCCAGUCUUCGAGAAGCUGAGCGACAUGGUGAGGACCUACGGGAUGAACAAGAUACUCAAUCACGAGCCCAUCGCUGACGGGCUCUUCAACAGAGAGUACUGCGCGGCCAGCGGGCAGUUGAAGCCAUGGGCUGAGAUCUUGAGCAAUACACCACAGUCACUCGAGCUGACGCUGCAUCGAAUGGAAGAAGACUACAAGAACCUGCACGUGAAGAUGCGGAAACCCUUUGGCUCAAAGGACGUGGAAGCUCAUCCUGUUCUGAGUAAGUUUCAGUGUCGCGAUACAUUAGGCUUGUCGUCUGGCCUUUAA